This is a messenger RNA of Camellia sinensis, 1793 nucleotides long. Lineage: Eukaryota; Viridiplantae; Streptophyta; Magnoliopsida; Ericales; Theaceae. The record is from RefSeq and is a predicted model, not a curated record.
CCGGGAGGCGGUAUAGUUUUGCUUUGCUUGCUCAUAGUUAUUACCCGACUUCACAAGGAAUGGAAUUAUAAUUCUUCAUACAUCUCUUCAAGGGAAAAUUUUUCUAAUCACUCCUUGCAAGCAGGUGCUGAAGGAGGUAGUGUCUACUUUGGGGUCUCUGUCUUCUCCUACGCUGAACUUGAAAAAGCCACGCAUAACUUUGAUCCUACUAAAGAAUUGGGAGAUGGAGGUUUUGGCACUAUAUACCAUGGUAAGAUGGUUCGAAGUUCUAAAUAUCAAUUAGAAUGUUAAGACUUUGUUUGGAUCUUGAAUUUGCGGAAAUAGAAGAAAAGAAAAAAGAGAUGUGUUUACCAUUAACAUAAAUGUUUGCAUAAAUGUUUUACUAUUAACAUAUUUAUAGUGGCAUAUUCUCUAUUCAUACAUUUCACAUUUCUCUUCUUUUUUUUUUUCUUUAUUUAUACAAAUUCAAAAUCUAAACACAACAAAAAUGUUUUUACCAUUAACAUAUUUAUGGUGACAUUAAAUUUUCCUAUAAUUCAUACAUAUGAAAUGGCAUAAUCUUUGGUCUUUUCUUAACCAAGAAAACUCCAGGAUGGGCGGGAAGUUGCAGUGAAGCGCCUGUACGAGCACAACUACAAGCGGGUGAGGCAGUUCAUGAAUGAAAUCCAGAUACUAACCUCCUUGAGGCACCCCAAUCUUGUCACCCUUUAUGGUUGCACCUCACACCUGAGCCAGGAACUGCUCCUUGUCUACGAGUAUAUUCCCAAUGGUACUGUUGCUGAUCAUCUACGUGGUGAUCGAGCAAAUGUUGGUUCACUCACAUGGCCUAUUCGUAUGAACAUAGCCAUAGAAACCGCCAGUGCAUUGGCUUACCUCCAUGCUUCUGAUAUCAUCCAUCGCGAUAUCAAGACCAACAACAUACUCCUUGACAAUAAUUUUUGCGUCAAAGUUGCUGAUUUUGGGCUUUCAAAACUCUUCCCCAAUGAUGUCACUCAUGUCUCAACGGGCCCCCAAGGUACUCCCGGUUAUGUUGAUCCAGAGUACCACCAAUGCUACCAACUCACUGAUAAGAGUGAUGUCUAUAGCUUUGGGGUUGUGCUCGUAGAGCUCAUAUCAUCAAUGCCAGCCGUUGACAUUACUAGGCAUAAGCAAGAUAUUAAUUUGUCUAUCUUAGCGAUAAACAGAAUCCAAAAUAGUACCCUAGAUGAGUUAGUUGAUCCAACACUUGGGUUUAAGUCAGAUUCUUCAAUUGAAAGGAUGAUUACAUGGGUGGCAGAGGGGCUUUUAGAUGCUUGCAACUUGAAAAGGAAAUGAGGCCUACAAUGGAUGAGGUUUUGGAAGCUUUAAAGGAUAUUAAGCAGUACAAAAAUGAGAACACUAGGGAGAAUUGACAAUGUCGGGGCAUUAACAAGUGCACAAUCACCUUCUUCGCCUAAGAGAGAUGAUGUUGUGUUGUUGAAGAAAAUAAAGUCACUAUCUUCACAGGAUUUCGUGAGUAACAAAUGGGUCAGUAGCUCUACCACAUCCAUUUCCAGUGGGUAAGGCUCCAUUUCACUCUCCUAAACUUCGAGGUAGAUAAUAAGAAAAUGCAUUUAACAACCGUAUCGUUUGCAAGCGAAUGGUUUUUGAAUUUCUUUUCCUUUUUAUCUGCUUGCCUUUGUUACUGAUAUAUAUCAGAUAAUUAUAUUGAGGGAGGAAUGUAUAUAGUAAAUGGAGAUCUCAAUUGUAUAUAUGUUCGUAUUUGGAUAUAUUUGAAGUAUAUAGUAAAUGGAGCUAUACUUUUCUAGGAAUUA